AUGCGUCCAGUACGAUUAGCCUCUUUGGUGGCACGCUGCUGCACGCCAAUCUACAACACUCGUGAUGAGGUGCAGCGGACGGUCGCCGCGCUGGUGGAAUUGUCAUCCUAUUGUAGCAUCAGCGCUGAAGUCAGCGAGCUUUACACUCCUCUGCGAAGAAUUUUAAGUCGAGAUCCAAACUUGGCUGCACCACUUUUACUUGAACAACAAAAUGAUGCCGAACGCGGAGAUUCGUUCUUCGCAUUAGAAAAUGGUGGGAAGUCUUUGGCGUUCUUGCUACGGGCCCUUCCCUCACGAGUAAUCGGAGAUGUCGGGCAAGAACCUUCCCUAGUCCAAUCCCUCGCUCAGCAUACCAUCCGCGGUCUGGAGCAAAAUUUAUGGCCUGUUCAAGAUGUCAAAUCCCUUCUACUCGAUUUCCAAAAGAAGGGGGGGUAUGACCAUAGCCUCAUCUCCGCCGUCGAGGCAUAUGCCUCGCUCAAGCUGGCGUCGGCGACGGCGUCCGACUUUGUUGAUAUCCUUUCGAUCGCGUUUACGUUUCCGGAGUUGCGUUCAAAAGGGAGUCUACUUCGGAAAGCGUCGGUGCGUGCGCUAGAUCUUGUGAAUAAAAUAAGCGCCGAUGAGGUGGGCCGCGUGGGGGCCAUUUUCAACCGGUGCCAUCACCGCCACGACGCCCUCGCGAGUCUUUUUCAUGAGCAAAGUAACCGGGUGAUCGAGGAAAGCACCGAUGGAUCCGCCUCGCUGCAGCUUUUCGGAUUCCUCUGCCGCCACGAGGUUUCGCGUGAGUUCGCGGACACCCUCCAGUGCUUUCUUGAGCGUAUUCUAGGGGAUGCGCUGUUCGACGUGGAGUCGUUUGUGUUGCUGUGUGAGUCCCUCGCCCGGAUCCCAUCCCGCAUCCGCGCGAAGGAGAUGGCGCAGGCGAUGGAGGAUACCCUCGACUACCUCGGCGACGCGGUCGCCCAACUGCUCGCCCGACCCCGCGCCGAGGGCGGCCUUCAGGACGAGGAAUCGGUCGAGACGAUCGAGCAAAUUUUUCCUGGCGUUUCUCCGUUUGAUUCCCCCGACGGCGGCCGCCGCAGGGGCGGGGGAAAUCCACCCACGACCCCCACUCGAGGCGGCCCUGCUCGCCUGCACCACGUACCUCGACGAACGAGUUGA
Phytomonas sp. EM1 is the source of this 1155-nucleotide messenger RNA. Lineage: Eukaryota; Euglenozoa; Kinetoplastea; Trypanosomatida; Trypanosomatidae. The record is from the annotation of a GenBank genome assembly.